Molecule: messenger RNA, 3314 nt
Organism: Zingiber officinale
Lineage: Eukaryota; Viridiplantae; Streptophyta; Magnoliopsida; Zingiberales; Zingiberaceae
Product: disease resistance protein RPM1-like
Exons: 2
Coding region: 68-2908 (946 amino acids)
Biological process (GO): defense response to other organism
Molecular function (GO): ADP binding
Source: RefSeq, a predicted model, not a curated record
ACAAACUGCAACGAACAAAACACCAGUUGGAGUUGAGAUUGGCAAAGGCAGAUAGCUAUCUCUAGAUAUGGAGGCUGCUUUCAUCUCCUUGCUGAUCAACAAGCUCGCCCAAGUCGCAUUCAACCAAGCGCAUAGCAGAUGCUCUCAGAUACUGCUGCAGCACACAACUCCACCUUUAGAUCAGAUACACGCUAGAGUGAGACGAAUCACCGACGAGUUCAUAGUGAUGAAGGCCUUCCUCGAAGGUUCUAAUUGGUUCACUAUUGCUACUAACAAACCACUCGAGGCUUGGAUCGAACAGGUGAGGAAGGUCGCCUUCGAGAUAGAAGACAUCAUCGAUGAAUACCUUUAUCUGGUUGGAAGACAACGGGAAAGGACAUGGAAGAAUUGUCUCACGGCACCAUCUGACCUUUGUUUCAAUCUUGCUAAGGCUUGGCGUGGUAUUGAUUCUCGGUUAGAAAAGAUGGAGAGAGAUCUUUCUGAACUUUCAAGCAGGAGAGAUCGAUUUGGUAUAACAAUAAGUGGCAAUGAGGACGGAGUGAAGAAUUCAGAAAGAGACACACAUCAUUAUCGAGCUUAUUCACCCAUGUUAAAUGAUGAAGAUGAUUUAGUGGGGAUAGAAGUUAACAAAUCUAAGUUGCUUUCGUGGUUGACUAAUGCUGAUACUUGCAGGAAAAUGACAGCAAUUGCAGUGUGGGGAAUGGGUGGCCAUGGGAAAACUACACUCGUUGCAGAUGUCUAUCGCAAUAAUACCGUGAAGAGUCACUUUGAUUGUCAGGUAUGGGUUACAGUCUCACAAACUUAUAGUGUACUGGAAGAACUCCUAAGAAUAAUGAUCAAGGAAAUCUUCAAGGGAAAAAAGGAGCUUGUCCCAAAUGGUAUCACUACCAUGCAACGAUUAGAGUUAUUUGACAUCAUCAAAGAAAGUUUGCAACAAAAGAGAUAUAUAAUUGUGUUAGAUGAUGUUUGGCAUGUAGACUUGUGUAAUGAUAUUAGUCGUGCUUUUAUUGAUAGCAACAAUGGAAGUAGACUAAUUAUUACCACUAGAAUGCAUGAAGUAGCAAGGAUAGCAAAUGAAGAACAUAUCAUGAAGCUGCAACAACUUAAUGAAAAUGAUGCAUGGAUUUUGUUUUGCAAGAAGGCAUUUCGAAGAGAGAACAAUAAAGAUUGUCCACAAGAGCUUGAGGAUUACACCGGUAGGAUUUUGAACAAAUGUCAAGGCUCACCAUUAGCUAUUGUAGCAAUUGGCAGUUUAUUAUCAUUCAAGGAAAAGAGUGAAACUGAAUGGAAGAAAGUCUAUGAUAACCUUCAAUGGGAGUUUGAAAACAACCCUGUGCUAGAUAAAGUGAAGAAUAUUCUCAACCUGAGCUUCAAUGAUUUGCCUUACUAUUUAAAGAAUUGUUUUGUAUUUUGUAGCAUCUUCCCUGAAGAUUAUCUAAUAAACAGGAAGAAACUAAUCCGAUUGUGGGUAGCUGAAGGAUUUGUGGAGGCAAAGAGCAGUAACAGAUCAAUGGAAGAGGAGGCUGAAGACUAUCUUGCUGAACUUGUGGAUCGGUCCAUGCUUCAAGUGGUUAACAGAAAUGCAUUUGGGAGACUUCAUACUUUCAAAAUGCAUGACGUUGUAAGAGAGGUAACACUAGCAAUAUCUAGAAAGGCAAAAUUUAGCAUGAUUCUUGAUGGUUCACAAUCAGGUUUGGACUUUCAAACUCGCCGCCUUUCCAUCCAAACAAAUGAUGAAUCCCUUGAUUUAGAUAGGAGCCUGAGCCUUUCACAACUUCGCUCUUUGGUUAUGUUCUCAACUUGCAAUUCUAGCUCAGAUUCCCUAAGAGCAGUCUUAACUAGUUUCAAAAUGUUGAGGGUGUUGGAGCUGGAAGGAACUCCAAUCUCCAACUUACCAAAUGAAAUUUCAGCCUUGUUUAACCUUCACUAUUUGUGUUUGAGGGAUACAGAAGUGGAAAAACUUCCCAACAAUAUCCAAAAGCUCCAGAGUUUGGAAACACUUGACCUCAGUGGUUCCAAUAUAGUGAAGCUCCCACGUGGUGUGACACAAUUGAAGCAACUUCGUCACCUAUUUAUGUUUCCAUGUGAAAUUGAAUUUGGGGGAUCAACUGUAGUUGGAUGUGUUCCAACUCUCAAAGGGGCAUGGCAGUGGAAGAACCUACAAACCCUCAGACAUGUUAAAGCAAACAAGAACCUUUUUCAACAAUUGGAAGACAUGAAAGAGCUCCGAACAUUGGCAGUUACAGAGGUGGAAUAUGCCCAUUGUCCUCAGCUUUGCACCUCAUUGACUAAGCUGACUAAACUUCAUAGUUUAUCCUUGUCUGCAAGGAGUGAAGAACAACUCAACUUUGAAAUAUUAAAUUCUCCACCUCCUCCACUUCAGAAGUUGGUAUUGUGUGGUAGAUUAUUUGAAGGGAAAAUGCCUAGAUUUAUUUGCUCUUGUGAAGAACUCACAGAUGUGCUAUUGUUCUCGUCACAUUUAAUCGAAGAUCCACUUCCUUCACUCGGACAAUUGCAUAAACUAGUGGAGUUAACAUUGUGGGGUGAUUCAUAUGACGGGCAAAAACUACACUUUAGAACAGGUUGGUUCCUUAAUCUUAAGGUGCUUUUCUUGGACACUUUAACAAACUUAAAUAAUAUUGUGAUAGAGGAAGGUGCCAUGCCAAAUUUACUUAAGCUAAUAAUGAGAAGUCUUGGAGAAUUAAGAAUGAUCCCUCCUGGUAUCGAGUUUCUCGCCAAUCUCCAAAGUCUAGAUCUGUGUAACAUGCCUGAGGAGCUAGUGGAAAAAUUAAGAAAUGACGAUGACAAUGAAGACCGACAAAGAAUUAGAGGUAUUCCAAAUGUUGUUAUUGGUUUAAUAAGCAGUUUGAUCAUGUCUGAAAUCUGCGAAGAUGAGCAUUGGCUCUAAUGAAUGAUGAUGACCUCCGAUGAAGAUGAACUCUGAAGAUCCGAAAGAACUCCUCAAUGCUCCUGCGCACAGUGAGACGAGCCAACAAAGCGUUAGUGACCUAAGAUGGGUGGGGAUCCCUAGCUAGGCGCUCCGAUGCUCAAGUCCGUUCUUCUCACAGAUGGAAGAAGAAGAAGAAGAACAUUAAGUGAAAUAGAGUUUAGAUGCUACAACUUGCCUAUAUUGCCAAUGGAGAGGAUCCCCCUUUUUAUACUACCUCACGUGAUCUUCGUAGUCGUGAAGUGGUCCCUGGUUCGUUAGGGUUUGUUAGGAGAUGAAGUCAUCUUCUAUACUUCGUGCAAUAAUCCUUUAAGGAAUCUUUUUUUACCCUAGAUGUAUCAAUUUUGUUGUUUAUGACUUGUAUUUA